Molecule: messenger RNA, 414 nt
Organism: Venturia canescens
Lineage: Eukaryota; Metazoa; Arthropoda; Insecta; Hymenoptera; Ichneumonidae
Exons: 4
Coding region: 35-370 (111 amino acids)
Source: RefSeq, a predicted model, not a curated record
GGCGAGACUGCAUGUCUUAGGGUGAUUGGGAGUUAUGAGUCCUAAACCGUGCUCCAGGGCGUCGGAAGGACUUGACACAGGAAGAGUGUUUCGCUCAGCAAAUGUCCCAUUCGUUUCCCCGGUGAAUUUACCCAGCAAGGAGGAAGUCAAAUAUGACGAAUUUUUAACCGAAGACGGAAACAUAUUCAAGUUUCGCCAGAGUCCGGACUACACGUUCGAAACGAAAAUCAGUGAAAAAGGCAGUGAGGCUGACGCAGAAACAGCUGAGACACUGGAUUUCAUCGUGAACGGUCCGAGUUACGUUAUCAUCGCUACGACAAAUCACACUCCUCUGAAAGUCUUCGUAGGGCGCCUCAAUGCUUUGGGUUAGGAGUCAUUUCUUUAUGGGGGUCGAUACAAAUAACGGCUCGUCAA